CAUCAGCAUCUUUUAAACAAGCUGAUAUAGGUCAUGGCUAUCCCAGAAACCGCAAAACUAAAUUCUACCCUUAUUUAUAUCCUCCUUUGGAUGCUACAAGAUGGAGCAAUGAAUACAGACAUCCCUCUUUGCAGGCAAGGUCUCUUUCAAGGUCACUGCUCUUACUCCUGCUGGCCUUGCUGUCAGCGAGCAGUUCUGCCUAUGGGAAGGUUCUACAGCCUGGUCUCAAGCCAGAGAACCUCUUCAAGCAAGUGUAUGCUGGAUGCCUGACCCCAAAAGACUCAAAAUUCCCUCAAACUGUGAGAGUCAACAUCAGCAUUGGCAACACGAACCAGGACACCAGAGUGACUCUUGAUGUCAGCAGGCGUUCUCUGGCUCCAUGGGAUUACAGGAUCGACGAGGACCACAACCGUUUCCCCCAGGUGAUUGCUGAUGCCAAGUGCCGCCACUCCAGGUGUGUGGGUUUGGAUGGGCAGCUGGACCACAGCCUCAACUCCGUCCCCAUCAAACAGGAGAUCCUUGUCCUCCGGCGGGAGCAGAAGGGCUGCCACCAAUCAUACCGGUUGGAGAAGAAAAUCAUCACUGUGGGCUGCACAUGUGUCACCCCCUUGAUCCAACACCAAGCUUAAAGGGAGACAGUGGUGUAAGAGCA
Mesitornis unicolor (brown roatelo) is the source of this 652-nucleotide messenger RNA. RefSeq names its product interleukin-17A-like. Gene Ontology annotation, cellular component: extracellular region. NCBI's taxonomy places the organism in Eukaryota, Metazoa, Chordata, Aves, Mesitornithiformes, Mesitornithidae. The annotation marks the transcript as partial. Gene Ontology annotation, molecular function: cytokine activity. Gene Ontology annotation, biological process: inflammatory response. The transcript is spliced from 4 exons. The record is from RefSeq and is a predicted model, not a curated record.